Messenger RNA from Closterium sp. NIES-65, 3264 nucleotides. Lineage: Eukaryota; Viridiplantae; Streptophyta; Zygnematophyceae; Desmidiales; Closteriaceae. The record is from the annotation of a GenBank genome assembly.
AUGCGGCCCCGGCCCCGUCGCCUACCUACGGCCCCGACCCCGUCGCCUACCUACGGCCCUAGCCUCGUCGCCUACCCGUACCGCCCGAGCCACCGAGUCGCCCAAGCCGCCCGAGCCGCCGCGUCAACCGAGCCGCCCAAGUCGCCCGAGCCGCCCGAGCCGCUCGAGCCGCCAGGUCGCCGGGCCGCAGUUGCCGCCCGAGCCGCCCGAGCUGCCCAAGCCGCCGAGCCGCAGUUGCCGCCCCAGCCGCCCGAGCCGCCAAGUCGCCGACCCGCCCGAGCCGCCCGAGCCGCCGAGCCGCCCGAGCCGCCCCUGUCUGGUAAGAGCAGCGCCUCUAACACUGCACUGCCAUUACCCCACUAUUCGCGCUCCUACACUACUGCUGUCAUGGCCACCCCUAGUGUCCUCGCUUUUGACGCUGAGGGUUGGGCCAUUGACUUUGACGUAUGGAUAGAUGACCUGCAGCUUUUCCUACAGUGCGAUAGGGCGGACGGUCUUUCACUCUUUGACCUCACCUCUGGUGCCUCUUCUCCCCCUGCUGCUGAUGCUGACGCCACUAUUCACUCACAGUGGGCCACACGCGAUGCUGCUGCACGUCUUGCUCUGCAUCGCCACCUGCCUACCUCUGAGCGUGCGCACUUUAGUCAGUACAAGAGUGCUCAGACCUUGUACGACGCUGUAGUUGCACGCUACUCCUCCCCUGCCACUACUGCACUGAGCCGCCUCAUGCUACCGUACCUCUUCCCUGACCUUGCUGCCUUUCCCACAGUCGCUGAUCUCAUUACGCACCUCCGCACUAGUGACACUCGCUACCGCGCUGUGCUUCCUGCUGAGUUUUGCGCCAAGAACCCCCCCCCCAUGUACAUCACCCUCUACUACAUAGUCACCCGGCUCCCUAACUCUCUUCGCGUAGUCAGGGACCACUUCCUCUCGGUUUGCCCCACCACUCUCACUAUUGACCUCCUCGAGAAGGCCCUCCUUGCAACAGAGAAGAGCAUAGUCGCUGUAGGAGCCUCUCGUGGUGACCCUCGCAUCCCCAUCUUUGAGGGGUGUUCUCCCUCCCCCCUUUUGCCCUCUGUCGCCUCUACUGUUGCGGCCGACCUCAUUGGUCUUGAGUCGGUCGGUGCGGCGUCUACCCCUAGCGGGAGACGCCGCUCUGGCAAGGGCAAGGGGGGCAGGGGCGCUGGAGGAGCUAGCGGGGGCGGUGGAGGCGGCGGUGGAGGCUGCGGAGGGAGUGGGGGUGGCGGUGGGAGUGGUGGCGGGGGUGGAGGUGUUGGUGGCGGCAGUGGAGGCGGAGGCGGCGGCGGCGGCGCUGGCGGUGGAGGAGGCGGUGGCGGAGGAGGUGGAGCUGGUCAGGGUGGCGCUAUGCAGCGGGGCGGCUCCGGUGGUGGUCCGCGCCAGCAGCAGCAGCAGCAGCUCCGUGAGUGGUACGUUGCGCGUCAGCGGGGUGGGGGUACUGGUCCGUGCACCUACAUCCUACGCACCGGCGACCGCGCGGGUGAGCAGUGUGGGGGUGCGCACCCCACCCAGCGCUGCUUUGGCCGCCUGACGGACGCUUGGCGUCACCAGUUCCCGGAGGCCACUGAGAUCCCCCGCUGGGGUGAGCUGUCUAGGGCGGGAGUAGCUAUCUUUGACCUUGACUUCGAUGCUAUUCUUGCUGCCAUGUAUGCCGUGACUAUUAGUGAUGAGGGUGACUGUUACCGGUGUUUCCCGCCCGACUCGGGCAUUGAUACUACUGCUCUAGGUACGGGUGAGGCUGCUACUCUGGGUGCUAGCGAGGCUUCUGCUCCUACUGCCACUAAGUCUGCUUCCUCAGGUGCUGGUGAGUCUGCGCUCUCAGGUACCACGUCGGCUUCGGCCUCCCUCACUUUCACCCUUCACUCAGGGGCUUCUCGCUCCUUCUUUCGAGACCGCACCACACUCACGCCGCUUGGUCGGCCAGUUGCAGUCUCUCUGGCAGACCCCUCUGGGGGUCCUGUCCUUUCUCACUUCUCCACUGUCCUCCCGUGUCCGGCGGCCCCCUCUAGCGCCUUGUCUGGUCUUUACCUUCCCUCGUUCUCUACGAACUUGGUGAGUGGUGCUGACCUACAAGAUGCGGGGGUUCACCAGUUCACUCCUGCGAGUCAGCGGGUGACCCACUGCACGGACGCUCACACAGGCCGGCACCUGGCCACGUUUACACGUCGGCCGGGGUCGAGCCUGUAUACACUGACCACUGAGUCUCCUACGGUCACUGAGUCUUGUCAGGUAGCUGCGUCGGGUCACGUGUUUGCUGCAGCGUCCAGGUCUGGUUCUGAGUCUGCCCCCUGCUCGUGUCGCCUUCUGUCUCACGAGACUCUCCUGUGGCACCACCGCCUUGGUCACCCCUCCCUGCUUCGUCGCCGAGGCAUGGCCUCCCGUGUCCUUGUCUCUGGUCUUCCCCGGUCCCUCCCUCCCCUUCCUCUGGGGCCUGGCCCUACCUCCGUCCCCUGUGUCGAGGGGCGGCAGCGGGCUGCCCCUCACUCCUCCCAGUUUCCUCUGACAGAGGCCCCGCUGCAGACGCUUCACAUGGACGUGUGGGGCCCGGCCUGCGUCCGUGGACAAGGUCACGAGCGCUACUUCCUGCUGGUGGUUGACGAUUACUCGCGUUACACCACAGUCUUCCCCUUGCGCAGCAAGGGUGACGUCACUGAGGUGUUGAUCGACUGGAUCCACGCAGCUCGUCUCCUGCUCAGGAGGAGCUUCGGCUCGGACUUUCCUGUUCUGCAUCUGCACUAUGACCGAGGCGGAGAGUUCUCCUCUGGUCUUCUGCGAGCCUACUGUCGUGCAGGAGGCAUCCCCCAGACCUUCACGCUUCCGGACUCUCCACAGCAAAAUGGGAUUGCUGAGCGCCGCAUUGGCAUGGUAAUGGACGUCGCCCGCACGUCCAUGAUGCAUGCGGCUGCCCCCCAUUUUCUGUGGCCGUUUGCGGUCCGGUAUGCGGCGCAUCAGAUCAACCUUCACCCCAAGGUCUCCAUGCUGGAGACCUCCCCAGCUUUGCUGUGGACGGGGAAGGUUGGCGAUGCGUCUGCGUUCCGUGUCUGGGGAUCUCGGGCGUUUGUCCGCGACUUGUGUGCGGACAAGCUGUUCCCUCGUGCUGCUCCUUGCGUCUUUCUUGGCUUCACCCAUGACGCGCCAGGGUGGCAGUUCUACCACCCCACCUCUCGUCGUGUUCUGUCCUCCCAGGACGUCACGUUUGACGAGUCGGUCCCCUACUACCGCCUCUUCCCCUACCGCACUCCGUAG